This is a messenger RNA of Periophthalmus magnuspinnatus, 2911 nucleotides long. RefSeq names its product DAB adaptor protein 2 (gene dab2). Lineage: Eukaryota; Metazoa; Chordata; Actinopteri; Gobiiformes; Gobiidae. Bases 299 to 2647 code for a protein of 782 amino acids. The record is from RefSeq and is a predicted model, not a curated record. Gene Ontology annotation, biological process: negative regulation of canonical Wnt signaling pathway; receptor-mediated endocytosis; positive regulation of endocytosis. Gene Ontology annotation, cellular component: plasma membrane. The transcript has 15 exons.
GUCAGGCAGACACUCAGGGGUUAAAGUGGGAGUUUGAAGCAGCCUCUCGCUCUGUCUUCUGCUUUCAGCGGAAAACAUCUGACUGCUGGACUUCUUUACUCUGCUGCGUUUGCAUCGCCGUCAUUUUCUACACCAGGAGCCUUAGAGAGAAACUAUCUAACCUGUUGUGCUGCGUUUUCCCUGUUGGGUUUUCAGAGGCAUAAAACAAAGCAUGUGUGGGUGUUAAGAGUUUGACCUCUGGCCUGAAGACGCUGACCUCUGGCUGUUCAUUUGUCCACUUGAGCUUCUCUCCACAACAAUGUCUGCAGAAGUGGAAAAUGGCCCGCCUGUCCAAACAGAUACAACAAGUCCAAGCUCCACCACUCCUCCCACUACACCAACAACUCCAUCCAAGGUCCCAUUCAAGAAAGAGAAAAAGAAAGUUCCAGAGAAGACAGACGAAUACCUACUGGCCCGGUUUCAAGGGGAUGGUGUGAGGUACAAAGCCAAGCUCAUUGGUAUUGAUGAUGUCCCAGAGGCAAGAGGAGACAAGAUGUGCCAGGAUUCAAUGAUGAAGCUGAAGGGCAUUGCAGUUGCGGCUCGUUCCCAAGGUAAACACAAACAAAGAAUUUGGGUCAACAUUUCGAUGGCAGGCAUGAAGAUUAUUGAUGAGAAGUCUGGAGUGAUUGAGCAUGAGCAUGCGGUAAACAAGAUCUCCUUCAUAGCCAGAGAUGUGACAGACAAUAGAGCGUUUGGCUAUGUCUGUGGAGUUGAGGGGCAGCAUCAGUUUUAUGCAAUAAAAACGGCACAGCAGGCUGAACCACUUGUCAUCGACCUAAAAGAUUUAUUUCAGGUCAUCUUCAACAUGAGAAAGAAAGAGGCAGAGGCUGCGCAGAAAGGCAUAAAGGGAGAAAAUGGCAGCGCAGUAGUUGAGAAUGGAGAAGACGCCUUGUUAAAAACGGAUGUGGGGAAAACAGACCAACCAAUUGAGCAGCCUGACCUUUUUGGAGACAUAACAACCCCACCAGACAUCCAGGCUCCAAAUGAAGCUAAUGACAUUCUGUUGCUGGAUUUUUCUGCUGAUGUUGACUGCAAUCAGAAUCAUAUAAAUGGAACGUCCUCUGUUACAUCCUGUGCCCUUAACCAUAAAACAGUCAAAACAUUUUCAGAAAAAUUAGGUUAUUUUCCAACCCCCGAUAAUGAUCCUUUUAGAGAUGACCCACUUUCAAAAUCACCCCCCCAGAAUAUCUCAAAGCACCCCAUGGACACUAACUACUGCUUAAACAAAACUGCUGGCAGCGUUGUUAAUACAGUCAGUAACAAUGUUUUAAAUGUGGACUCUGAACAGCUUACUCAAAUAAAUGAGUUAUCCAGUAAAACUAUGAUCCUUGCUAUCAACCAUGGUUACUGGCCUCUAGGUGGUAAAAUAUCAGAAGACGGCACAAAUACCAUAAUGGACGGAAAUCAUUUGGACUCAUCUUUUACAUCUAGUAACCCAUUUUUUGAAAACGCUUUGGAAAAUUCCACAUCAUUAAACGACACAAGUGAUAGAAAGUCUCAAAACAAUAGGCCAUAUUAUAGCAAAGAUUCCAUUGUGAUUAGUCCACCUCCCCAAAGCUUUAAGACUGGACGAAGAAGAAGCACAAAGUCUACAUCAAGUGACCUUUUUGGAGCAGAUCUGUUUUCUGGUACUGGUCAGUCUGAAGGAUCAUCUGCUGCAGGUGACCUCUUUAACAGUACCUCUGCAAACUCCAAUCCAUCAUCUUUAGCUGCUUUAGGAAAUCUUCAGUUAGGUCCGCCUCCUUCAAAUGUCACUGCUGCACCAGUGUGGGGAGCCCCCAACACCACAACUUCCAUCUUAAACAUGCCCGGGGUGAUGCCUGGUGCUCCCAGGCCUGUUUAUCCGCAGCCAUCUGCCUUUGGUGGGUUACCUAUACCCCCAUCUGCGUGGGGCCCACAAAUGCCAGCUCAGUUUAAUCCACCUUUAUCUCCACCUCACCUUGCUUGGGGUCAACCUAGUGCAACGAUGCCCCCUGUUGGUCCAGGGUGGGGCCAACCUUCCACUAAUCCUUUUCACUCCGGGCCAUUCUCUGCUAUGGGUGACCAGCAAGGUCCAGCUAGACCCCCUCCUAGACCACCUGUAAAAGAGCCUGCAAAGGUAGAAAACAAUGCCUUCACAGCUUUGGAUCCUCUGGGAGAUAAAGAAAAGAAGAUGGGAAAGGACAUGUUCAAAGACUUCAAAAUCGCCAAGCCCCCAGCCAUUCCAGCAAGAAAAGGCGAACAAGGGUCAAACAUCGCACCAGUCCCCGACAGUAAAGAAGCAGGUGCAUUUGAGCAGUACUUCUCCAGUAAAGUGGGCGUGGCUCAGGAUGCAGCAGAUCAUGAUGACUUUGAUAUAAAUCGGAUCUCAGCAGCAGCUAAUGGCACACCAAAACCAACUCCAGUGCCUGCUCCAAGCUUGGACCCGGGCUUUUUAGAUGCCGCAUUUUCUGCUCCAGCUGCAAAUACUCCUGCACAAGCCCAAACUCUCAACCAGGACAUAUUUGAUGAUGCUUUUGGGGUUUCAGCAUCAAGUCCAUCCAUAGCACCAGUUUUAACAGUGCCAAACCCUUCAUUUGGACAGAGCACUGGUGCUCUGGGACUUGCUUUUGAUGACCCUUUUGCUUAAUAAAAGACUAUGUAAAGAUGCUGUGGAAGCAAAUGAUAAUAAUGAAGAUCUUUGAAGGAAAUGGCAACUUUGGAUUCAAUUAUUAUUUUCAGCUCAAAAGAAAUCUUUGGCUUUUACACCUGGUGUGUUUGUCCUCAUUUAAGCUGAUGGUAGUUAUUGAAAACAGCAAAUGUAGAAAAUAGUAGGCUAAAAAUGUCCAUUAAAAGAACAGGAAGUUGUCUAAUGUAUAAAAAUAACCAAAUAAAACAACUACAUUAUUCAGUG